Molecule: messenger RNA, 933 nt
Organism: Arctia plantaginis
Lineage: Eukaryota; Metazoa; Arthropoda; Insecta; Lepidoptera; Erebidae
Source: the annotation of a GenBank genome assembly
AUGCCCCAAGAUUAUAGAAGAUUUAAUGGUCCUGAAGACAGCGUGUCCUACAAGCGUUUUACAAAAGACUAUUUAAAACCGUACAACAUACUUAACGAUGAGUUAUUAAACGCAAAAGAACUUCGGCAAGACGGGCGCGCUUUGACCGAAGCGCGUAGCAUGUGUAUGUUUUUUGCUACAACACAAGUGGUAUCACAGGCAAAAGGUUCUGCUUAUGUAGAACGAGAUAAAACGAAAAUUAUUUGCUCUGUUUUUGAUCCACGUGAAAUUCCACAUCAGAAUGAAUUCAGUCAACUAGGUCAAAUAUACUGUGAAGUGAAGUUUGCUACAUUUUCAUGCCCACGCAAAAGAAGACCACAUGCACCUGAUGCAGAAGAAAAAGCUCUAUCGGUAGCAUUAAGAAAGGCUUUGGAACCUGCUGUUUGCAGACAUUUGUUCCCUAAUUAUCAGGUUGAUGUGUUUGUAUAUAUAUUAGAACAUGAUGGAGCAUGCUUAUCAAAUGCAAUAAAUGCUGCAGGUCUUGCUUUAGCAGAUGCAGCUGUGCCAAUGUAUGAUGUAAUAACAGCAUCUACUAUCGCUGUAGUGGGAGAUAAAAUAUUUGUAGAUCCGACUGAAUCUGAGGAGUAUGUAGCUUUAACUAGUCCAGAGACAAACAUAAAUCAUGGAGUAAUAAUUUUAUCAAUGUUGCCUGAAUUAAAACAAAUAUCAGACUUUACACAUAUUGGAUCUAUGGAUGCAGAAUGCAUAACAAACGCAAUGGAUAUUUUAGAAAAAGAAUGUAUUAAAAUAGUACCACAUGUACAAAAAGUGAUUGUUGCAAACUUAGUAAAAGGCUUUGAAGAAAGAAAAAAGUUAGAGAAAGAAGCAGCAGAAAGAGAACAACUCUUAAACACUAAAAUGGAAGAAUGGAAAAAAUUAUUAAAUGCAGGAUGA